GCCUUUCUUCUCCGAGACACAAACCAAACCCAUAAGGAGAACAGCAAACAAAACUAACAGCUUAACAAAUGGGGCUUAGAAAUUCUACACCACUGAAAAUCAAAGAAGCCCAGAUUAUAAUGCUUGGACUUGAUUCAUCUGGGAAAUCCACUCUUUUAUACAAGCUAAAAUGUAAUGAAGUCUUCCUAACAGAGCCAACAAUUGGUUUUAAUGUGGAGAUGAUUAAAACAUCAAAAGAUAUGACCUUAACAAUAUGGGAUGUUGGAGGUCAGCAGAAAAUGAGGACUGCUUGGGACAACUAUUUGGAAGACACAGAUUGCUUGGUCUACGUGGUUGAUAGCUCUGACAAGCGGCACUUGGAAGAAUCAAAGAAAGAGCUGGAGCUUAUUUUAAGACAAGACAGUAUAAAAAAUGUACCGGUGGUUGUCCUGGCAAACAAGCAGGAUCUUCCUGGAGCUCUGAGCGCUGAAGAAAUAACUCGGAGGCUCAACAUGAAGAAGCACUGCCAAAACCAAAACUGGUAUGUACAACCCUGUUGUGCACUUACAGGAGAAGGACUCUCAGAAGCAUUCCAAAAGGUGGCAAAAUUUGCAAAAUCUUGCAUAAAAUCUAAACAAGAAGGCUUUGCAAUUUUCAAACAACUUUAAAUUAUCAAUUCAUAAUCUGGAUAAUUAACCCAUUGCUGGGGCAGAACAAUAGUCUGUUCAUUAACCGUCUGAUUUUGUAAUAUGUUUUCCUAAUUUUUUUAUAAAUAUUUGUGACAAACUUUGGGCCAAUCACUUAUUUCUAUUGGCCUUCAAAAAUAUUAUGUUGCUCUAAGAAAAGAAAUAUGAUUAAAUCCUGAAGUAUGAAACUGCAAAAAGAAUAAAAUCAGCCACAAUAUGAAUGGUUAUGGAAGUGUGUUCCAUGUCAUCCAUUUUGCAUCCAACAAUUAUGUAAUAAUUAAUGUAACAAAUUUGAAGCUUCUGCAAUAAGUAAUUGGAAAUGAUUAAACAAAACCCUACUUGUCAUUAGUACGCUAUUAAUA
This is a messenger RNA of Protobothrops mucrosquamatus (brown spotted pit viper), 1027 nucleotides long. RefSeq names its product ADP ribosylation factor like GTPase 14 (gene ARL14). The coding region runs from base 69 to 647 and encodes 192 amino acids. The record is from RefSeq and is a predicted model, not a curated record. Gene Ontology annotation, cellular component: cytoplasm. Gene Ontology annotation, biological process: intracellular protein transport; vesicle-mediated transport. Gene Ontology annotation, molecular function: GTPase activity; GTP binding. The transcript has a single exon. NCBI's taxonomy places the organism in Eukaryota, Metazoa, Chordata, Lepidosauria, Squamata, Viperidae.